AUGAGCUUGUCUCUUCGCUGCGUGCCGAGCAUGUGUUGCGCUUCUGACGGGGAUCCAGCGAUCCACGGAGAUCGCUGUUGGCGUGCCCAGGGUCACCGAGGUCGCCCCAGAAACUGGCUCGAGCCCACAGGAGCCAGCGCCGGGGCGAGAGGCCCUCGCGGUCACAGCAGCCGCUCGAGGGCCCGUCAGCCGAUGGCGCAUCCGCAAGGGACGCAUGUCUAUGAGCAUUGGGUCAAGAACUCUUUCAUCUGCGUUCACGACCAAGACCAGAUGGGCCAGAUGCAGCUCCCCGUCAGGCGGAAGUCCCAGUCGGUGCCCCCGCUUGUGGCGUCUGGCGGCGGCGAUGAGAAGUCGCUGGCGCCCCGCAGCGUGGACCGGAGCGAGCCGGUGGUGCUGGGGCCACCAGUUCCAGCGGCGUCUUCGAAAGGCGGAAGGCGGUGCCAAAGGUGCCGCGGUCGCAAGGGGGCCAGGUGCAGGUGCGCCCUCAAGAGGGCCGCUGCGCCGUGGGCGGCGGCGGCGGAGCAGCAGCCGGAGAGCCAGCCGGCACAGGACGGGCCUGAGAGCAGGUCCAACGAGCCAGACGAGCAGGAUCGCCACCGCGUGUGA
Molecule: messenger RNA, 606 nt
Organism: Prorocentrum cordatum
Lineage: Eukaryota; Dinophyceae; Prorocentrales; Prorocentraceae
Source: the annotation of a GenBank genome assembly